Molecule: messenger RNA, 3306 nt
Organism: Ornithodoros turicata
Lineage: Eukaryota; Metazoa; Arthropoda; Arachnida; Ixodida; Argasidae
Gene: SNF4Agamma
Product: 5'-AMP-activated protein kinase subunit gamma-1-like
Exons: 15
Coding region: 927-2576 (549 amino acids)
Biological process (GO): protein phosphorylation; regulation of catalytic activity
Cellular component (GO): nucleus; cytoplasm; nucleotide-activated protein kinase complex
Molecular function (GO): protein kinase binding; AMP binding; protein kinase regulator activity
Source: RefSeq, a predicted model, not a curated record
GAGUAUAAAUCUCGUUUGACCCACGUGUUCGGUGUUGCUUCCAGACAAGUUUGAACAGUUUCACCACAUCUAUGGCAUAUCCCAUCUAGAUACUUGCUUUUCAGUGCUAAAAAUUUCACGAGGCCGCGCUCGAUCAUUGCAAGUUCCCUCCUUUACUUUCCCACGGCGCUCAAAUUCCGUCCAUGUAAGACAUUCUCGUUUUAACAUUGCAAAGCGGAGAAGUUAAGUGUAGCUAUACCCCCUGAAAGUCAUGGACAGAUAGCUGAGCGGAUACGGAGUAUUGAAAGAAGCGACUUAGCGAGGACCACAACAACUGCUCUCCUGAUGGAUUCGUUGUCAUGGCAGCGUUUCCUUCUCCGCAGCCUGGGAUGAAACGUUGUGACGCUCUUUCGGUGAACACGGUUUGUCCACAUCGUCGUCUUGUUGCCACGCACAAGUGUACGAGUGAUCCUAGUUUGCUCAUACGGGGUGUGUUGAAUGUGCUGUUGUGUUGCUUCGGCACCUGACCUCUGUUCUGGUGCAGUCCCACGAAGCUCCGGUCGUCGUGACUCCUCUACCGGUGCUAUAUUUGUGCUUAUUACAACGCAACAUCUACGCAAAGCGGACAAGACUGAAAUCGAAGAUCCAGGAAUAAGUGAAUUUAGCCUCGUGGAUCUCCAGUGAUACCGGGUUAUUGAUAAGUGAUAUCACGCAUUUAUCUUCGAAAGACUACAAGCAUCGACGUUGUGUCCCUGGCGUCCUUAGUCUAGCGCGAAAGAGCUGUCAAAACUUUGACACAACAUCAGACCAUAGAAGCAUCAUCAUUGUGCUAACAAUCAUUGGCUGUGUUCCAUCUGACUUAAAGUUGAAGUGCGGAUGAAUUCCCAGUAUAAAGGUGUCAUCGGCUGCGUGACCACUGUAGCGUAUCGUUGUCUACACGCCGUCUAAUGCGUACUCUCGGAAAGACGUCGUCGACGCCCCCCAAGCUGCCUCCCACUGUUGUGGAGCCCUCUGGGGAGGACCCUGCUCCGACGGGUAAAUCGCGCCAGGGCAAGGCCCGGUCUCCUUUCGGUCGCCUCCAGGUAUCCCUUACGGGCAGUAGCCACCGUCACCGAUCACCGUCGAGCGAGUCUGCACCAAGUACGCCGACGACCUCGUCCGGGAUAUUUGGGAACCGCUUGAAGUCGCCGUCGACCUCCUCUUCGGGAUCAAAAUCUCCAGGGACUCUGCGAGCUCUUCUGAGUCCCUGUGCCGCUGAAGACGGGACCUUUUUCGGCUCGUCGACUUCGCCAAAGUCACCCAGCAAGGCUUCGACAUACCUUAGCCGUGGCCUGCGCUUCCAGUUGAAGAGGAGGAAUACAACCAACGUUGCUGAACUCCGCGUUCCCAAUGACGGAUCUCUGUUAAGGCGCCAUUCUGUGGAGCCCGAAAGGAGACGAGGCUCGGUGGGUCACCAACGUUCACUCGACUCCCUCGACCACCACACGGCUCUCAUUCACAGGGAACGGCUUCAACAUGCGGACUCCCUCUGUGAUAAGAUAGACAUCGAGGACCUCGGUGAAGACGAGAAUCUUCUGUUUGUGAAAUUCUUCAAGUACUACCGUUGCUAUGAUCUCAUUCCUGUCAGUGCCAAACUUGUAGUCUUUGAUACGCAGCUGUUGGUGAAGAAAGCAUUUUUUGCCUUGGUCAGCAAUGGUGUAAGGGCAGCACCGCUUUGGGAUAGUGCAAGGCAAGAGUUCAUUGGUAUGUUAACCAUCACAGACUUCAUCUACAUUCUGAGAAACUACUACAAGUCCCCUCUGGUACGAAUGGAAGAACUGGAGGAGCACAAGAUUGAAACAUGGAGAAAUGUGCUGAAUGAUACCUCAAGGCCACUCGUCAACAUUGGGCCAGAUGCCAGCCUGUGUGAUGCCAUCACCACCCUGAUCCAUAAUAAGGUUCACCGUCUCCCAGUCAUUGACCCUCAGACAGGAAAUGUACUUUACGUACUCACCCACAAGAGGAUACUCAAGUUCCUUUUCCUUUAUUACUACGAGCUACCACAUCCCAGUUAUCUGGACCAGAGUCUUCGGGAACUGAGGAUUGGAACUUACGAGAACAUUGCGACUACAAAACCCAGUACUCCCUUGAUCGUGGCUCUGAAUCAGUUCAUUGAACGGCGAGUCUCUGCUCUUCCUGUGGUGGACGAUCAGGGAAAGGUGGUCGACAUUUAUGCAAAGUUUGAUGUCAUUAAUCUAGCAGCUGAAAAGACAUAUAAUAACCUCGACAUAACUAUCAAGAAGGCACUUGAACACAGAGAUCAGUAUUUCGAAGGAGUGAUGAAGUGUACUUUGAAUGACACGCUCCUUGCUGUCAUGGAACGGAUUGUCAAAGCUGAGGUACACCGUCUAGUGGUUGUAGAUGAAGAAGACCACGUAGUGGGCAUCAUAUCUCUCUCGGAUAUCCUUUCUUACCUGGUGCUUAAACCCAUGGGCAUGGAACGUCCCGACAGGUCCCGUCUACUCGACAGUUCUCCACUCACAGUGCACGAAGAAUCCGAAGAGACACACGAAGAGGAGCACAAUUCCAAGGACACUGCGUCGGACAGUGACGGGUGAUACGGGGGAAAAAACUGUCCUUCUGUACAACAAUGUAGCAUUACGCGUACAAAACGCCUGCCGUGGCAUGUCAAACUUUGGGCUGUUACAGCUUAAAAUGGAAAUAUUUAGCGACACGGCCAGCUGCAUCGAGUGUCAAUUGUCUCGUUUGUUGCGGAGUCUACUACUUCAGCUGCAUGGUUCGCAUGUGACAACUGAAGCGAUUUAGGCUCUCGCGGAUGUUUUCUGUUUUGUUUAAGAUGAAAAACCAUGUUGUCCUUUAUAAUUGGGGAAGGUUAUGUGGUGAAAAAUUAAUCGGUAAAUGGUUUCCAGUCUUUAUUUUUUCUUGCCACGCAGUGCAGCCUCUUCUGUUCUGCGGGUCAUAGACCACAUAGAUGAUACUAUAUAAGAGGAAUAUACCUAUAUACAAGUAGCCGUUUGUCGAUCAGCAACCGCAUGGUAAAUUUGUAUGUGUAUAUAGAGCCACAGUAUGGGAACUUAUUUACGGUAAUCCAGUUGCUUCUUUAAUUGACUGGUCUCUAAUGUUUAGAGAUGGAGGGCAUCUCUACUUUUGAACGGUUGAAUGAGGACUACGUGGGUAUGAGACAGUGCCAUUUUCUUUCGCAUCUCUUCUGAGGAUGGCCAAAAAUUAUGUAAAUAAGUGAUUGUUCGAAAUGUACAUAGCUCAGUGUGCUUAUAUGAAGUAUAUUAAUAUGCAGAGAUUGAAUAAUAGAUUUCCUUUUGCCACAAA